Messenger RNA from Magallana angulata, 3183 nucleotides. RefSeq names its product vezatin-like. Gene Ontology annotation, molecular function: myosin binding. The coding region runs from base 207 to 2534 and encodes 775 amino acids. Gene Ontology annotation, biological process: cell-cell adhesion. The record is from RefSeq and is a predicted model, not a curated record. The transcript is spliced from 14 exons. Gene Ontology annotation, cellular component: plasma membrane. NCBI's taxonomy places the organism in Eukaryota, Metazoa, Mollusca, Bivalvia, Ostreida, Ostreidae.
CUGGUCGACAGAGGCAGCCUUUUUCCUUAGGAAUUGUUAAAUAUGUCUCUGAAUUCCAUCUCUCCUGGGAAAUAUUCACAGGAUUCGCCAUCACAUUCAGAUCUUCAGACUUUCUUCUCGGCUAAAAAUUAAAAUACAGAAACGCUUCUUGAUGAGUGAAAACAAACAGGGAAUUUAGCUCAAGAUCAACAUCGAAUAAAAAUAUCAUGGAGUGUGAUACUGAUGCCAGUGAUGAAGAUGUUCUCUUUGAGAAUUCCCCACUUUAUCAGCAUUUAAUCGAAUCAGGAGUAGAAAACAUUUCAUCAGAGAAAACAGUCUUGAGUGAAAAGGACAAUGUACAAAAGAGGACAAUCCAUAUUUCUCAGCAAGAUUUGGCAGGUUCAGGUGUGUUUACGAAAUGUGCAGGAUGUUUUUCAAGCAUUGUUUCCAUUUUACUGGGAUUAAUCCAUUUGAAAUCAGAAGUGAAUGAAAUAAAAUUGUUCUACAGAGACUGUAUACUGGAGAAGUCACUACAUCACAAAGCGCUGGAGGAAGAGGAUAAAAAUUACUUGAAACAUUUCUCUGGGCAGAGGCAGACAGAGUACCUGCAAGGGAGACAAGACCCUGCCCUAGUUUCCAAAAUUAUUCUUAUGUUUGGUAUCCCGCUCCUUACAUCGUAUUUCUAUGGAAGACUUAUGUGGCCAGCUUAUCCUUGGAAAUACAAACAGAUGACAGAUGCUGUGUCAGUAUUAACUGCCGUGUAUUUCCUGUAUCUGAUUGGCAAGGCUUUGUACCUUGCCUGGUACAAAUGGUCACUAGAGGGCUCUGUACAGGAAGUAACAGAGAUGUUAGGGGCUGGAGAGGACUUCUUUAGAUGGACGUCUAAAUGUUUACGGCUUAUUCAGGAGACAGAGCUUGUGGCGAGGGGAUUUACCUUAGUUAGCCAUAAAAGUCCACUGAGUCGAAUUGAACAAAAUGGAAUGCUGGGAUAUCAGAGGCAGUGUCCACAGUUGAGAGCCCAGCUGUUUAUCCUGUGUAGAGACUGUUUGAUAGCCACUAAAGACUGGACAAGCCAGCUCAUAGCAAGGAGCCCUAUAUCAGCUGACAAGUCCAUUAAUUUCUUGGCCCACAUUUCCCUUGAGGAGUAUGGUCCUUGUCUACAGGUGAAGGGAGACAACCAAGAAUCUCAAAAAGAACUGGAAAAUGUCACAGAUGGGUUCUCUGUGUCAGCCAUAAAGGGAGUUAACCAGGUCUGUAAGAUGCAGUAUUCUGAGCUGUGUAGAAGUGUAGUCCUCCGAGUUCUUCAGUCUCUGGAGUCCCAUGGCAGUGAUCCACUGAUUACCCAGGGUGUACAGGAGAGGUACCAGCAGUGUACUAAGGAGCUGGAGACUCUGUAUGGCUAUUACAACAGUGUGACAUCACCCUCAGAAACACUACCCCCAAAACAAGACCUCAGCAAAAUGAAUGACCUUGACAUAGCAGUUCACAGCCUUGACCUUCAUCUACAGGCAGCUUUAUUAAGGGUCAGAAAGUUAUCAGUCCUUCUGAAACAUUCACCCAAUCAGGACACAAAUACUAUGGACAAGCUGACCAGCAGUGAACCAAUGGACAGUCUACUGGACCAAAUCAAACAGGAACUGCUGGCCAGCAAAGGAUGCUGGGAAGAAGGACUGGAACGCCUUCAAAAGUUGUAUAAAUAUCAACCAAUUCCAGCUGAGAGGACAAAUGAGGGAGAGAAGCAGACAGUUCACACCCAGAUCCCCAUGGAUGUGCCCCCUGUAGACCUAUUCAACACUGGUCCACCCAUCAUAGAGGAUGAGGUGUUUGAGGCUUAUAUUGAUGAGGAGGUGGACACUGACCCUGAUUACAGCUGGGACGAGUAUCUCACCCCAGAGGAAAAGGAGAGAAAGAAGAGGGAGAAACAGGAAGCCCUUCGCCUCCUGACUGAGCUGAAGUCAGUGAUUUCUGUGAGGGCAGAGGAGAUGGGGAGGAGGGAGAGAAUCGCCCAGGAGAGGAAGUAUGGCCCAGUGUCCCCCGAAACUACUGGGGACAGGAAGUUAGAGAGUUCUGUGAGGAGAGAGGACUGUCAAGAGACAAGGUCUACUCCAGAAGAUUACCCAAAAAGGUUGUGUAACUCAGAACAGGAGAGUGUACAUGUAUGUUUAGAGAACGAAAAGAAGGAGCUUGAUACAGAUAAUGACUGUAUGAAUGGUGAAAAAUAUAAUAGAACAACUCCUGAACAGUUCAAAAGUGAAGCUGAUGAUACUAAAUCUGAAAGUGGACAAAAGCCUGACCCAGAAGGAGACAAUCAGAGUGAAGGUAGACUUUUUACCACAGGGUCUGAGGAAGACUCUGUACACUGUUCACUGGGGAAUUUCCCCCAUUCUGUCCCUAGGGACGGAAUUCUCCCUGUUCACAGUCCUAGCUUCCAGUUUUCCUCCAAUCUGGCAGCCAUGGCUGUUGCCAGAUCACGUGAGUUUGGACUCACUGAGGACACGUUUGGGGACAGUGAGUCAGACUCAGAUCAGUCGGAGGACCAGACGAUAGAAGGCUAGUCCUCAAAAUACAUAUACUGGUUGUUAAAUGUUUAAUUCAGAGGACCAAAAGGUGGGCUGGUAAUCAAAAUACAAAUACCAGAUGAUGGAGGACUAAUCCUUGUAAUGUAAAUACUAGUACUUACGUGUGUAUGUCUAAGUCAUAGGAACCAAACAAAAAAGUGCCAGGCCUCAAAAUACAAAUACUGGUCAUAUGUCCAAGUCAGAGGACAAGACAAUAAAGGACUUGUCCUUUAAAUACAAAUAUUGGUCAUUAUAUGUCUAAGUCAGAGGACAAGACAAUAGAGGGCUAGUCCUCAAAAUACAAAUACUAGUAGUUAUAUGUCUUAAAUCAAAGAUUGAAAAAGGAUUUGUUGCGAUGCAUGUAGCUAAAAGACAGAAUACCUUCCGCUAACAUUCAACAAAUUUGAAAUGAUGAAUGUCUUUGAGGGAUGGAAUUACCUAUAUUUAAAAGUCUUUUCAGCUGUGAAAAAAUAUUCAUCUGUAACAGAAACAUGUUCAGCAAGUGCUUGGAAUUUUAGUGAGAACCCUUGUGCACCCGAUUAGCUGAACAUGCCUCUGGUGUUUCUGCUUUUAGAGGGCCAUGUUUGUAACUGCUGAGUCGUAGAUAUGGGAUUGUGCAAUCAAUAAAUAAAAUUUUUAAAAUGCU